GAGCUGUCUUGACAAAUGCCCUGGUCCAUAUUGUACACAAUCGGUGAUGUGUCUUAUCCUCAGGGCCCACCUGGAAACGCUGGCAUUGAUGGGGUUGUUGGCAAGAUGGGACCCCCAGGGGAUCAAGGACCAUUUGGAGCAGCAGGGAUCAGUGGACCCCCUGGAUAUAAAGGGCGGGAAGGAGCAGCUGGACCUGAUGGACCCACCGGACAGACGGGGGAAAAGGGUGAAGUGGGUCCAUUGGGCGGUGUUGGUGUCACUGGGCUGGAUGGCGAGCAGGGUGAACCUGGAAGUGUGGGUGAAGAAGGACAUGUUGGAUUAAAGGGGGCCCAGGGUGAUCGUGGAGACCUGGGAAUUCCUGGUCCUGAAGGAAUUAAAGGAGAACAAGGAGAUGAAGGAUUACCAGGACCUCCAGGAGAGAGGGGCGAGCCAGGAAUACAGGGAGAAGUUGGGACCAAAGGUGAUGAAGGAGAUCUUGGGCUAACAGGACAAAAGGGAGUCAUUGGGUCAGUUGGCCCACCCGCUACUUUCGGGUCCAUUGGGGCUACAGGAGAGGCAGGCAGACCAGGGCCGAAGGGACAAAAGGGAGAGCCUAAUCUGAUGGGGGCUGUCGGUUUAAUUGGCAUUCCAGGUCUAAUCGGAGACCGUGGGCAAACUGGUGAGAUGGGGAGGCCUGGAACACCUGGAGAAGAUGGCCCUCGAGGAGAAAAGGGUGAAUUUGGACCUGUUGGAAUUCCUGGACCAAGUGGUGGCACGGGACCAGAGGGGUUACCUGGUGAAAAAGGAGGUGCGGGAGACGCUGGCAACCCCGGAUCCGUUGGCCCAUCUGGUCCGGUGAGAUCGAGAGGUUCACCAGGCCCUAAAGGUGAAAUCGGACUGCAGGGAAUGAAGGGGGAGCGUGGUCUCGAGGGCAAUGCAGGGCCUCUGGGGCCAGAUGGAAUGCCUGGAGAUAGAGGAGCAGCAGGUGAUCCAGGGAUGGAGGGUUCCAUGGGUGAGCAAGGACCGCAGGGCAAAGCUGGACUUCCAGGCAAAACAGGUCCGGGAGGUCAACAAGGUUUUGAAGGCAGGACGGGGGUCAAAGGAGAAAAGGGGGACAGUGGGGUUGAUGGAGUUGCAGGAGACCCAGGGAAUCCCGGAAGAGCGGGGAGAAGAGGAAAGGCUGGACCAAGAGGACUACGGGGGAAAAAGGGCUUAAAGGGCCCAAGAGGUGACAGAGGACCAGCGGGCUUUCCUGGAUCAGUCGGAUCUUCUGGAAUUUCAGGAGUAAAUGGUAAAACAGGAAGGCCAAGGCUGAAGGGUCAGAAGGGAUCCGGAGGAGAUGCAGGAACAUCAGGACCUCGUGGAGACCCAGGCAAAAAGGGGAAACUGGGAACUGAAGGUUUACCAGGAUUAAUGGGCCGUAAGGGAGAGCAGGGGCAUCGUGGUCACCCUGGUGAUAUAGGAAGGCAAGGGUUCCCGGGUUUACUGGGUCAAAUUGGACUAAAAGGACCUGAAGGAUAUUCAGGAAGCCCAGGGGUAAAAGGCACUCAAGGACCUCCGGGUCCCCCUGGUCCUCCUGGUCUACCUGGGCCUUCACUAAAGAUUUCUGAAGAAGAAUUCCAGCUGCUUUUGAAUAAAGCGCGCAGUUUGGAUUCUAGAAGUAUAUGGAAGGCUAUGGAAACUCUGAACAUGGAGCUUCGGCAUAUUGUGGCCCCACCCACAGGAAGCAAGGACAACCCUGCCACAACGUGCAAGGAACUGCAGCUGUGCCAGCCACAGCUCCGUGACGGUUUCUAUUACAUUGAUCCCAAUCAGGGAUGUCCUUAUGAUGCACUGCUGGCCUUCUGCAAUUUCACAGCCAAUGGAGCCACAUGUCUGCCUACCAAGGAAAAUGAGGUACCUACAAAAGGAUGGUUCAAAGAAUAUUCAAAGGAAAAUACAUACCAGUGGUUCAGCUCUACAGAGGGGGGAUUUUUGUUUGACUAUCCUGGAGUCAGUAUCGUACAGCUUCGCUUUUUAAAACUUCACAGUACAUAUGCCAGCCAAAAAAUAACCUACAAAUGUAAUCCGGGCCUUAAUUCAUUCAGGAUGAACAUAAGUGAUCUAAGAACUAUUCAAUUCAUGGGUGACAAUCAAAAGAAAAUAUUCAAUGGACACAAAGGAUUCUCAAUCAAUUCUGAUGGAUGCUUGUUGAAUGACUCUGGGCCUCACAAAAUCGAGUUUGAAGUCACAACUGAUGAAGUCGACCUCCUACCUCUGAGGGAUUUGGCGGUGUUUAACAAUGGCGAUGAUACUCAUGAGUUUGGCUUUUCUGUUGGCCAAGUAUGUUUUUAUUAAUUAUUCAGCAGAAACCUCGGGGGAAGCCAAUGCAUCUCAAAAUCCCUGGACUACACCAGCCAAUCUGUAGACUUACAGGUGAACUUGGCAUUGCAAGAAAAGCACUUUUUCAAAAUAGUAAUCGUAAUUUUGUAAAGAUUACGUUUUCCUUUCAGAGACCCCCAUUAACCUUUUGGACUAUUAUCCUACUGAACAGUCAAAUGUUGUUUACAUUAAUGGUGCAACUUGAAAACAUCUGGUGCCAACUUCUGAAGCCUUUGCCACCACUUUACAUGUGUUGAACGGUGCAGAUUAAUGUUCAAAGCUGGAUUGCAGUGUGUUACUGUAUUCAAUUCUGCACCUAAAAUUAAUCUUUCAAAAUCAGUUCACAGUGCAUUAAUCUGACAGUUUACAAAAUAAUUUUCAGAAUUGUUUGUAUAAAGGACCUAUUCUAAUAUGUUCACAGCUGUGUAGAAGCAUUUCUCUUGCCAAAUAGUACUUUACUAUUUAUACAAGACCCAAACGUUAUUAUUUCAAAUAUUAACUAUAACUGGAAAAAAGAAACAACGUGCUGGAAUAACUCAGCAGGUCUUUACUUUAGACUUUAGAGAUACUGUGUGGAAACAGGCCCUUUGGCCCACAGUAUCCAUGCUGACCAACGAUUACCCAGUACACUAACACUAUCAUACACAUUGGGGACAAUUUACAGACCCAAUUAACCUACAAACCUGCACGCCUUUGGAAUGUGGGAGGAAAUUGGAGCACCCAGAGGAAACCCACGAAGUCGGGAUAGGGAGAAUGUACAAACUCCGUACAGCCAGCACCUGCAGUCAGGAUCAAACCAGAGUCUCUGCCACUGUAAGGUAUCAACCCUAAUGCUGCACCACUGUGCUGCCCUUUAUAAAAAAUAAAAAAUAAAAAUUAUUCCAGGAAAAGAAAUGCUUAUUUUUAACCCCAAAUGUCGCGUCUCCAUGUUCUCCAGAGAUGCUGCCUGACCUGCUGAGUCACUCCAGCAGUAUGCGUCUUACUUUUGCAAACCAGCAUCUGCAGUUCUUUGUGUUCUUUAAAUAUAACUGGUUCUUGACAAAAGUCAGUCAUUUCCAUGCGUGAUCCUGAGCCAUCAAACCCAUGUCUUUAUGAAUUGGUUGCAAAACCACACAGACUUCGAUAUUAGUUUGUGGGUUUGAAGCAAUUUUCCAAGUUUGAAGAUAAAUUACCAAACCUAUUCCUGUGAUAUUGUCACUAAUAUCAAAUGCUUUGAUCUUUUCGUUACACAUUUUGAGAUAAUUCAUAUUUGAACUGUUAAAAAUAUUUUUUAAUGAAAGAGUAUUUCAUUUCUGCAGCAGAUUUUACAGUUGACCUGUAGUGUGAAUGAAUAAUCUGUCAGAAGAGAAUGAUUUUGUUAUUUUUGCCAUGGAAAAAAGCUGACUUGCCCCUGUUUUAAAAAUCGUCCGUAUAAUCAGUAAAAUAUUAUAAAAACAUUUGUCAUUGUAUAUCAAAACAGAUGGAUUACUCAUACUCAGAUGUCUCUGUGGAAGAAAGACAACACUGUGCACAAAGCCUUUUUUGGCUUUACAUUUCGUGCACAUUGGCAAAUUUGUCUUAAUUAAAAAGGUUUUAUUUUAAUCGUUUAUGGUUUAGAUACCUACAAAUGUUAUACUUUGGAUCAUUUAGUUGUACAGUAAGAACAUUUAGAGCUCCCUCUGUAAUAUUGAUUAUGUACAGUGUACAGAAGGAUUGCUACAGUUAAGAUCAGAUAGGCCAUGCCUGGAAUUUUACCUGGCAAUGAACAUUUGUAUUUUUCAACAAUGGUAGAGUGGCUCUUAAUUUCUCAUUUAUUUUGUGUAAUGAUCCUUGUAAUUAUACCAUGAUUCUAAAUGAGUGAUAUGCUGGUCAUUUUUGCUAAUAAAAGUUUGUUUUAUGAAUAAA
This is a messenger RNA of Leucoraja erinaceus (little skate), 4224 nucleotides long. RefSeq names its product collagen alpha-1(III) chain-like. Gene Ontology annotation, molecular function: extracellular matrix structural constituent. The transcript has 30 exons. The coding region runs from base 16 to 2316 and encodes 766 amino acids. The record is from RefSeq and is a predicted model, not a curated record. Lineage: Eukaryota; Metazoa; Chordata; Chondrichthyes; Rajiformes; Rajidae.